AGUGGGAAGUGAUGUUGGACCUAUCACAGCAUUGCUAACAGACAGCCUAUUACAGUAUUUAAUAAAAACAGAAACAGCAUGCCUAUCAUAGGCUAAUAAAUUCUACGUCCUGCACGCUUUAAAAACAGUAUGAAGCAGCUUUAACGGAGCUUCUGAUAACUAAUUUCAAGCAUGGCUGUCUAGCGUGCCUGUCACUCCUAUUGUCCUCCCAAACUCUUUCAGACAUUUUGAGCAGAGAGUAUUAAAGCUAUGAGUUAGCAAGGGUUGUGACAUUAAUGGUCCAGAAAGGCUUUAGGCACGCGAGGCAAUGAUGAUUACCGGUGGCUACUUGGAGGACUGCACUGGAUCGCUGUCAUUAAAAAUUAAGCGAGGCUUUUGAGGAAGAUGUGACAACUACCGGAGGUCUUUCCGCCAUUCCUCCAGGACUUCCACCAUAAGGAAAGAAGCCCCUGGACCAACAUCCUCUAAGAUGUUUAUAUGGACCAGUGGCCGGAGCUCUUCAUCUUACAGACAUGAUGAGAAAAGAAAUAUUUACCAAAAAAUCAGGGACCACGACCUCCUGGACAAAAGGAAAACUGUCACAGCACUGAAAGCAGGAGAGGACCGGGCCAUUCUCCUGGGACUGGCCAUGAUGGUCUGCUCCAUCAUGAUGUACUUUCUGCUGGGAAUCACACUCCUGCGCUCAUACAUGCAGAGCGUGUGGACGGAAAAGUCUCAGUGCACCUUGGUGAAUGCGUCCAUCACAGAAACCUUUAAUUGCUCCUUCAGCUGUGGUCCGGACUGCUGGAAACUCUCUCAGUACCCCUGCCUCCAGGUGUAUGUUAACCUGACUUCUUCUGGUGAAAAGCUCCUUCUCUACCACACAGAAGAGACCAUGAAAAUCAAUCAGAAGUGCUCCUAUAUACCUAAGUGUGGAAAAAAUUUUGAAGAAUCCAUGUCCCUGGUGAAUGUCGUCAUGGAAAACUUCAGGAAGUAUCAACAGUUCUCUUGCUAUUCUGACCCAGAAGGAAACCAGAAGAGUGUCAUCCUAACCAAACUCUACAGUUCCAAUGUGCUGUUCCAUUCACUGUUCUGGCCAACAUGUAUGAUGGCUGGGGGCGUGGUAAUCGUUGCCAUGGUGAAACUCACACAGUACCUCUCCCUGCUCUGUGAGAGGAUCCAACGGAUCAAUAGAUAAAAGCAAAAUGGAUGAGAUCAUUUUCUUUAAAGCUCAAAUACUGUUUUCUUUCAUUCUUCACCAAAGAACCUUAAGUUUGUAAUGUGCAGUCUGUUAUGAGUUCCUUAAUAUAUUCUUAUACGUAGAGCAAUAAUGCAAAAGCUGUUCUAUAUGCAAACAUGGUGUCUUUAUUAUUCAGGAGAAGAAAUAACUGUUUUGUGUUGGUUAGUUGUUUUCAUAAUCUUCUUUUGAUGCUGGAACUAGUACUUCCUUCUCUCGUUCUGCCAAAACAGGGCUCAGUUAUUCAUUUGCCAAGCUUUGUGGAGGAAUGUAAACGAUAUCAACAUGAUAAAUUUU
Molecule: messenger RNA, 1513 nt
Organism: Neogale vison (American mink)
Lineage: Eukaryota; Metazoa; Chordata; Mammalia; Carnivora; Mustelidae
Gene: KCNMB2
Product: potassium calcium-activated channel subfamily M regulatory beta subunit 2
Exons: 5
Coding region: 470-1177 (235 amino acids)
Biological process (GO): potassium ion transport; detection of calcium ion
Cellular component (GO): voltage-gated potassium channel complex; membrane
Molecular function (GO): potassium channel regulator activity; calcium-activated potassium channel activity
Source: RefSeq, a predicted model, not a curated record